Ixodes scapularis (black-legged tick) is the source of this 534-nucleotide messenger RNA. RefSeq lists its product as uncharacterized. The coding region runs from base 1 to 534 and encodes 177 amino acids. The record is from RefSeq and is a predicted model, not a curated record. NCBI's taxonomy places the organism in Eukaryota, Metazoa, Arthropoda, Arachnida, Ixodida, Ixodidae. The transcript has 4 exons.
AUGAAGACGGGAAUUUCGAGCUCAAUAUUCAUUAUUGUUGCGAUUGUUUUGGUAAAUUGUCAAAUAUAUCCCGACGUAAUAGCUCAGUGGAACAGAACGGGACCAAUAAUAAUAAAGCACGGCUGCCCAAUGACUGCGAGGACAGAAGAGUUGGUGGCAAGUUAUUACGACUGCAUUUAUUAUUGCAAAAACGGCACUGGCCACUGGAUGUAUGGAUUUUAUAUUCCCGGGACGAAUUGCAGUUACGGCCCCGAGAAACGUCCAGGUUCCUGCUUUGGCGGCAAUUGUUACCUGAUUACCGAUACAAUCACCGAAGCCACACUCCCGGAUAUUACACAAAGACCGCAAGUCGAAAAUGGAACCACUUCCACACCACCAGUGGAAAAUGAUAUCGAUUCCACUCCACCAAUAAAAAAUGAAACCUCUCCCACACCACCAGUGGAAAAUGAUAUCGAUUCCACUCCACCAAUAAAAAAUGAAACCAUUCCCACAGAGCCAACGAAAAACGAAACCGCUCCCACAGAGCCAAUAUGA